Messenger RNA from Gracilinanus agilis (Agile Gracile Mouse Opossum), 1137 nucleotides. RefSeq names its product ATP-dependent RNA helicase DDX54-like. Gene Ontology annotation, cellular component: nucleus. The transcript is spliced from 4 exons. Lineage: Eukaryota; Metazoa; Chordata; Mammalia; Didelphimorphia; Didelphidae. Gene Ontology annotation, molecular function: RNA helicase activity; ATP binding; RNA binding. The record is from RefSeq and is a predicted model, not a curated record. Bases 10 to 498 code for a protein of 162 amino acids.
CUGGACCUGAUGGGAGAUGAGACCCCCAGCCUGGCCAGGGGGCGGCAGCAGCUGAAGUGGGACCGCAAGAGGAAGCGCUUUGUGGGCAGCUCCGGCCAGGAGGACAAGAAGAAGAUCAAGACCGAGAGCGGCCGCUACAUCAGCAGCUCCUACAAGAGAGACCUCUACCAGAAGUGGAAGCAGAAGAACAGGAUCGAGGACCGGGACUCCGAGGAGGAUGAGGGCCAGGCCAAGAGGAGAGGCCCGAAUCGGGGUCGAGGCCGAGGGGCAUCGGCGGGCCGCACGCAGGGGCCGGGUGGGCGCGUGCGCUCCGAGCUGAAGAACAAGCAGCAGAUCCUGAAGCAGCGGCGCCGGGCGGAGAAGCAGCGCUUCCUGCAGCGAGGCGGCCUCAAGCAGCUCUCGGCCCGCAACCGGCGGCGGGCGCAGGAGCUGCGGAAGAGCGCCUUCGGCAGGGGCCCCGGGGGCAGCCGCAAGGGCAAGAUGAGGAAGAAGAUGUGAGAUCCCGCUGAGGAGCCGAGCCCCGGGCCUGCUGCCUGACAGGGAGACGCGUCCCUGCUCUGCACCCCCUCCCAGGUUCCCACCAGAGACCUGCGGGGUCCCGGCUCCCCGGGUUGGCCUCGCUCCCAAUUCCGGGCUGACGGGGAGGCGGCGAACAUGAAAACAUACGAGGCGCUCACGGCUCAGGAGCUGGAAGUUUGGAAAAGGAGAUUCCCCAAGUUCUUUCUGUCCCCUUACAAGGCCACCACGGAGCUCCGUCCUGUGCUGACCUUGAGUUUAUACUUGACGGAUUUUUCACUCCAAGUGAGUGAUUCAUUGAUGAGACUAGGAAUAAUGCAAAUUUAAUGGAUUGUUUGGUCUGAGGGAGUGAACAUCCCUGGGCCUGGGCCUGGGCCUGGGCCUGGGCCUGAGCCUGGGUCUGAGCCUGGGUCUGGGCCGGGAGGCUGCCCGCUUCCUGCCCUCCUCCUCCCGCCCAAGAGAAGGAACCUGUUUGCUCAGGCCCUGCUGCUCCCUCAUCCUGGAGGACUGGCCCCGGGAACCCCCCAGAGGGCCUCCCAGAGAUGAUGGGGUGCAAGCCGAGGGGUUGGGGGACACAUUGCCGCUACACCCAGCAGGUGCCUAAUAAACCUUGAAUCCACA